Funneliformis mosseae is the source of this 1323-nucleotide messenger RNA. NCBI's taxonomy places the organism in Eukaryota, Fungi, Glomeromycota, Glomeromycetes, Glomerales, Glomeraceae. The record is from the annotation of a GenBank genome assembly.
GAGGAAGAAACUCUUUCUCAGGGAAGGGUGCUCCGAAAAAGAAGUCAAAUAAAUUAUGCUGAAUCAGACGCAGAAACGAAUUCGGAUUCAGAUUACGUUAUAAAAGGAAAAUCAAAAAAGAGGGUGAAGAGGCAAGGAAAAGUGAGCCAUGUUAAUAUUUCGGAAGAAACAUCGAAGCCUUUCCAGGAACAACAAACCAUAACAUCAUUAGGCAUGGAAGAUAUUAUUACUUUGCGUCAAUGUCCAUUAAUUCGAUCAGCAGAUCAAGCUUCAAAUCUAACACCAAACAAACCCAUUGUAACGAGAAUGAUGUAUGAUGAAUAUUUCCCAUACUUGAUUUGCGCGUUCAACAACACAAUAAAUUACCUUAAGGAAACAACUGAAAAUAAAACCUUUAUGGAAAUAAAAAAGAUACAGAAAAUGAAUGACCAACUAAUCUUGCAGGAAUCUUUUAUUAGAAAGCUGGAAGUAAUAUUCGAAACUGAUUACAGCAAAAUCGAAUCAAAAAUCAUUGAGGAGACAACAAUUAAAGAUGGCGAUCAGACAGAGGAUGCGAGAUUUAACUUUUUUAUUCGGUACACACUGCUAGAUUUUGCUGCAAAUUUUAGGUAUAAGAUUCCGAGAGUUUUGGACUGUGACAUGUCUGAGCGAACCUUCAUUGUUGAAUGUUUAUCUCCAAUUUUUCGUGCAUUUCGAAAUGCGUUUCCGGAUAUCAAAUAUGGGUGGAUCGAGAAAGAUGUUACCUCAAUAAAGGUGACCAAUAAUAUGUUUGAAUAUGAUAUUAGUUCACGAAAAGUAGACUUACUUAUUCAACGUUUAUCAGACAAUAUGGAAGUGAUGAACACUGAAGUUUCAGGAUCACCAUUCAAAACUGCACAACCACACGCAGUUGGAGACAUAAAAAAAUUGUUGAUGAUGUCUGUCUGCAAUCUCUGCCAAUUGUUUCGCAGUAAUCUAGAUUGUAGCGUCAAAGAUGCCAAAGGAGUACGGACCUACAGUAUUCAGGUUAUUGGUGACCGUCUUACAUUAUUUUCUGUUUCCCUUAUAGACCGAAAGAAAUACUUGGCAAUAGAGCUGGCUACUUGUAUAAUCCCUUUUUCAUUUGAUUCCAUUUCGCAUUUUACAAAAAUCUUCAGUUUCUUCAAAACCAUUCGAAAUGAAUUUAAGGAACAAGAAAAGUUACGAAAAAAAAUAUCCAAUCCAGCUGACAACAUUACUGAAAGGGUACGAGACUGGCUUUUUUUACCCGAUGACGCCUUCUUUUAUGACUUAAAGACUUUGCCAGAGGAUAUAGACGAAGGUUAUGAUAUGAUUGCUACUUGA